Molecule: messenger RNA, 1573 nt
Organism: Punctularia strigosozonata HHB-11173 SS5
Lineage: Eukaryota; Fungi; Basidiomycota; Agaricomycetes; Corticiales; Punctulariaceae
Exons: 9
Coding region: 164-1258 (364 amino acids)
Source: RefSeq, a predicted model, not a curated record
GAUGCCAACGAGAUCAGGUCGUCCAAACCGCGUAUUGCGUGCAAGCCCCGAGCUGCAAAAUACCAAACCCGUGACCAGACGCACCCAGAUGGGUUAUUACGUCAUGCGAUAGUACGAAUGCGAGCCCCAGCCCCGCAUCUCCGCAUCUUCACCUUGGUACGCGAUGAGUACGCCUCCGAUCCCCAAAGCCUCGCUUUACUACUAUCCUGGAUCUAUCUGGGCCUCAGUAGCCCUUCUCGCCCUGGAAGAAAAAGGGUAUGGACCCGAAGAAGUCGAUCUCAAAGUCGUCGAUCUGUCCAAAGGCGAGAACUUCGCGCCGUCCUUCCUCCGGCUGAACCCCAAGGCGACCGUGCCCACGCUCGUCGUUCCUCUGGACAAGACCCUGUCGUCUGAUAUCGAGAGCCGUUAUAAAGCGCUCACCGAUUCCAUUGCCAUCGCCGAGUUCCUCGACAAAUCGCGCAGCGCGAGGUCACGCACGCAUACCGUCUCGACCGCGCCCGCGCCGUCGCUCUCGCCCGCCACGCCCGCCUUCCUCGCCGCCUCCAACUCUGUGAUCGCGCUCCUGCACUCGGACGCGCUCGAUCCGAACAGCCUCUUCUACCUCGCCGCGCGCAACCCGGACCAGCUCGCGGCCGCAACACCGGCCGUGCUGCCCUUCCUCGAGGGUCGCAUCGCCGCGCUCGACGGCUUCCUCGCCGAGUCCGAGCGCCCGGAGGAGGACGGCGGCCUGCACGUCACGGAGAAGGUCAAGGCGCUCUGGCGCGAGAAGCGGCUCGCGAGCGUCGCGUUCUGGGAGGUGUUCCGGUACGGCACCAAGUCCGAAGCAGAGCUCGACGAUGCGGCCAAGCAACGGAGGAAGGAGUACUUUGAGCAAGCGAAAAAAGUGUGGGAUGGCGUCAAGGCGCCGCUUGUAGCGCUCAACAAGGAGAUCAUUGGGCCGUAUGUCCUCGGUGAUCAGCUUUCUCUAGCUGACUUGCACCUUGCCGCGUGGCUCUCCCGCGUCCUACAGCUCGUAGGUUCUUCGGUUGGAGACCAAGGUCCUUUGGCCAUCGCGAAGCUCGAGUCUCAGGUGGCACCUGAUGGGUCUCUCGGGCUUCCGAAGGAUUUCGCCGUCCUGCCGCCACAGAACACGCCAACUCUUGACUCUACUCCGUCGGACAGCCGCCCACCGGUAAAAGUCAACAAACUCGCUGCAUUCUGGGAUGCCAUCCGGGAAAGGCCGAGCUGGGCAAAGAUUUAUGAGGAAGGAUUGCACUAGGAACGAUUAGAGAGAGCGCCGCUGUAGAAUGUACAUGAAAAAAACAAGGAUCGCAACAGCAUCUUACUGAUAGUGUCACGAGCGUGAGUAGAGACAAGUAGAAUAGGGUAGAACGCCCUCGAUUAGCGUAGUCUAUCGUAGAUCGGCGUAUCAUCUACUUGUACUGACUUACUUGAUGACUGACCAUUACAGUGUUGAAUCACUCCUUGAUGCACUAUCACUCCUUGAUGCAAUCGGCUCUCCCGCCUUUCACUGGCUCAGAACCCUCUUAUAAUUAAUUCAUAGUGUACCUUCAUACUGUUGCAAGAAUGUAUC